Molecule: messenger RNA, 663 nt
Organism: Exophiala oligosperma
Lineage: Eukaryota; Fungi; Ascomycota; Eurotiomycetes; Chaetothyriales; Herpotrichiellaceae
Exons: 1
Coding region: 1-663 (220 amino acids)
Molecular function (GO): acyltransferase activity, transferring groups other than amino-acyl groups
Source: RefSeq, a predicted model, not a curated record
AUGAAUGCGCAAAUGGAAUUAGAGUACGGUCGGCGCAAGAUUCGCACGGCGAGGCUCAUUCUACGUCCACUGACAAUUCAAGACUUGGCUGAUUGCCACGCCCUCAGGCAAGAGGAAGAAGUGAUGAAAUGGCAGCCUCAGGGCAGACCUGACGAGUCCCUGACCGAAACCGCCGAAUGGCUGGUACGGCGAAUGACACAAAAUGACUCUCUCACGUAUGGAAUUGAGCUGCAAGAUACCACCACGGGGACGCAGUCUCGACGUCGAGUGAUUGGUCUGGUAGCAAGUCAUGCCCUCGACACUCUACCGACGUGCGGGAUUUUCCUCGCUCCGAAGUUUUGGGGUCGCGGUUUGGCCACCGAGGCUCUCACUGCCUGGCUGGCAGAUUGGGAGAGGGAAAAGUUGAGGCGUCGUUCUGCCCCAAACAACAGCAACGACCAUGACCAACAAGAGACCACUAUCGAGCCAGCACCGACUACUUCUACUACUAUGUGGGCCUUUCUCAACACCGAAAACCACAGGAGUAAGGGACUGCUUCGAAGAUGCAAUUUCAACUAUCAUGCUCGGGAGGAUAAGAUGGAAGCUGGCCGCUCGAUCUGCGUUGAGAGUUGGGUAUGGAGAGGGACUCGACAGCAGGAUGAGCAGCCCUGUUUGCAGCCUUGA